Messenger RNA from Plasmodium relictum, 651 nucleotides. Its product is annotated as conserved Plasmodium membrane protein, unknown function. The record is from RefSeq and is a predicted model, not a curated record. Lineage: Eukaryota; Apicomplexa; Aconoidasida; Haemosporida; Plasmodiidae. The transcript is spliced from 6 exons. Bases 1 to 651 code for a protein of 216 amino acids.
AUGAAAAACAUUACGGAAAAUAAAGCUAUUAAUGAUACAUAUUUUCCUUGUGCACUGAUAAAUUCUCAAGAAAAAAUUUAUAUAAAUAAAGUGGAAUCAUAUAUAAAGACAAAUACAUAUAAUUUGAAAGAAUUUAUAUUUGAUUACAUUAAACGUGAAAAAAAAAAAAUAGAAAAAGUUUUAAAUAAAAAAAAUAUUGAUCGUUUGUUAAACAAUUACAAAGUAUUUUUUGAAAAUUAUAGGAUUUUAUUUGUUCUUUCUAUUUUAAAUACUUUAAUAAUUUUAUUUCCAUUCUUAUUAUUUUUACUUUUAGUUUUUGUGACAUCUUUACCAGUAUUUUUUUUAUUUUUCUCUUUAUUUUUUUUUUUUUUCCCCGUACUGUACCCAUUAAUAAAAGAUAAAGUAUACAUAAUUUACAAGGAAGAAAUAAUAUUUGGUGUAUGUACAGUAAUUGGAAUAUCAUUUUUUUUUAUAUCAGUAUUAUUUAUUUGUCUUAUUCCAUUUGUAUAUAUUUUUUUAUAUCCUUUUAUUGGAAUUUUUAUACCUCUUGUUUCAACUCUUAUUUUACCUUUAAUAGUAUUCGUAAACAUAGUCAUAUACCUCAUUUAUGUAAUACUUUACAUCGAGGUCUUUUCUAAUGUUAAAAAAUGA